AUGAGCAUCUCAUUAUUUGAAAAGCUUCCCUAUUCAUCAUCUACUUCGCCUCGCACCUUGGGUUCCUUCAAUUGGAAAUGCGAUGAUCGGCCGCUGGAACAGAAUCGAAACAAUCACUUUCGGUAUGGCCUGGGCGUAGGAGUUAUAGGUGACGGCCCUUUCUGGGCGCCUUCAGCUGCCAGACCAGCUGCAGCCGUUUAG
Messenger RNA from Plenodomus lingam JN3, 201 nucleotides. The record is from RefSeq and is a predicted model, not a curated record. NCBI's taxonomy places the organism in Eukaryota, Fungi, Ascomycota, Dothideomycetes, Pleosporales, Leptosphaeriaceae.